Messenger RNA from Trametes versicolor FP-101664 SS1, 3126 nucleotides. RefSeq lists its product as uncharacterized. NCBI's taxonomy places the organism in Eukaryota, Fungi, Basidiomycota, Agaricomycetes, Polyporales, Polyporaceae. Gene Ontology annotation, biological process: regulation of DNA-templated transcription; double-strand break repair via homologous recombination. The transcript has 11 exons. The record is from RefSeq and is a predicted model, not a curated record. The coding region runs from base 1 to 3126 and encodes 1041 amino acids.
AUGGACGGGAUUGACGGACUGGGAGGCGAAGGUAGCGGAAACGGACAAGGUGCGCGCAUACAUGCAACGGGUGGGGCCAUUUUCUCACAAAAAUGCGUAGACUGGUCCUCCUCGCCGCUCAUCAAUCCUUCAGGCUCGCAAGAACGUGCUGCGGACGAUGAUUUCUUCAGCGCCGGCACUGGGGCAGAUGCAAGCGUAGCGUCUGGCUCUUCAAUCAAUGCUGCAGGCCAGCCUCCCCUACCAAUUAACGGGUCCGGUUUUGCCUCUGCUGCCACACUCCACGGCCGUACCGCGCCGCCCCGGCCGUUCACUGGAUUCUCCUCCGCUGCCAAACUUCCCGCAAGGCCACAAUCGCGUCCUAUUCAUCAGCCCGAUGAGCGAACUACUGCUACACCAUCUGCCCCGUCCAAAUUUGCAGGAUUUGGUCUCGCAUCCGCCCUCCCACUCCAAGCCGCAGAUGAUCAGCCACCCUCCCCACCUCCACAGCAGGACUACGACUCGUGGUUCGACUCCGAAGCGUCUGCCCUCCCUCCGGAUGCAGUCGGGUUCAAGACGGCGCGGGCCAUCUUGGACACCUCUGAGGAUGCGGUGGAGCCACCCGCUAGCCAGAUAUCGCAGUUUGGUGGCUUCACGUCGGGUCUGGCGAAAUGGAAGCCAGCAUCUCAGGCAAGCGAGAACGAAGACACGGAAGCAGAUCUAGCCAGAGCGAAUGUGUCUUCCGGCUUCACUUCUGCUGCCUUAGUAGACCCUGCGGCCGCACCGAUGGUCAGUUUCAGUACCGCCGCACAUAUCCUCGUGGGUAAGACCAAUUGGGCCGCACCAUCCGCCGAGGCACUUGCUCGCGCAGCACAGAAGAUGAAGCAAUGGGAGGCGGAGAUUGACCUUGAAGAACAACCCUCAGGUGCAGCGAACACAGAGAAUAACGCGCCCCCGAACUCUCACCCGCCCGCUUCUCGUCCGCCAUCCCUCGAGACCCCGCUCCGCCCUGUACUUCGCCCGAUGGAGAACGGGUUCUCUGUCAUGCAGCCUCCUGACACGCCCUCCCCUGCGGGCGCUGCGCCCAAGAAUCCGCCGCACUUUACCGUGGUGGCGGGCAUGACCAUCAAGAACACGCCCUUCAAGUCCCCACUGAUGGCUAAACAUCAGGCGCAGCCGCGCUCUGUCUCCGCGCCCUCGCUCUAUACGGGCUCUCCGCUAAACCCGGAGCGGUCUACUGGGUUCAGAGCGGCCCCAUUCGUUUCCCCUGCGAAACCAGGGACCAUGCCGUUCGCUUCGCCGAUGAAAGCGAGCACGUCCUCGCUUGCCUCACCGGUGAAGGCGCUCGGGAUGACUCCGAGGCGGCUGGGGUUUUCGAGUACCGCAGGAAAGGGCAAGUUCGCAUCGCCCUUCAAGCCUGGCCUCGCGCCGGGCGAUCCGGGGAGGAGCCAGUUGGACCUAAAGCUGAAGGAGGAGCAAGCGCGGGCGAACAGUGCUGCUCCUGUACAAAUCCAAGUCGUGGGUGCGCCAUCGAGCAAAGGCAAAGAAAGGAAGGAUUGUCAGUUCUUCGACCUCAAUCCGGUACCGGAGAGGCAAACACUUGCUUCAUCUGGGUUGCAACCCUUGUCGUACACGGAAGACGACCUAGAAGACAUGGGGAUCAACGUCGAAGAACUCCGGCAGAUGCGUCCCAGCAAUGCUGUAUUCUACAGGUUCAAUUCCGCAGUGGCUACAGUCGGCAUCGAAGACCCGGCAGAAUCCGAGCAGCUUGGUCCCAAGGCUGCGUUCGUGCACCUCAAGGAACGCGGCUGCGAUCUAGUGACCCAGGAGUGGGUCACAACCCAAUACGGGCUGAUAUUGUGGAAACUUGCGGGACUGGUCUGUCUGGAGCCUGAACGCGAACAGAAUGUGAAGACGAAGAGGUGGUGCUGGCCUGAAGUGAUCCGCCAACUCUUGUACAGAUAUGAGCGCGAGCUUGUCGGCGGGUCCCGCCCAGCACUCCGCUUGGUCUCGACUGAGGACGCUCCUGCGGCUUGCCCUAUGAUCCUUUGUGUAUCCAACAUCGUCAUCCUGGGUACCUCCCCGAGGGCCAAGAACGGCACAGCCUACGAGCCACAUCCCGAACUAGAAGUCACAGAUGGUUGGUAUCGAUUGCGAGCGAACGUCGAUUUACCGCUGGCGCGAGCGAUCCGCAGAGGACGGAUUUGCAUUGGAUCGAAGCUAGCCAUCUCGGGGGCGAAGCUGUCCGGAGGGCGUAAAGAGCCUUGCGAGAUCUUGGAUGCGUAUGACAACACUAUGCUCGAGCUGACGGGUAACUGUACGAACCUGGCGCCGUGGCACGCCAAGCUAGGCUUUGUGAAGCAACCUUUCAUCGCGACUCUGGACAAGUUGACUCCGGAUGGCGGAAAUGUUCCUGCUAUGGAUCUUAUCAUCACGAAGACCUACCCCAUCGCAUUCCUGGAAUUCAUCAAGCAUGAGGACGGGUCCACAUCGAAGAUAGGGCCACGAGACGAGAAAGAGGAGAUGAAGGCACACGAUCAGUGGCUGGCGAAACAGGAGAUGGAAUCCUCCAAGAUCAGGGAAAGGCUGGAGGCCGAUGUACAGCACCUCCUGAAGCUCGCUGAGCGGCUGUACUCCCGUGCCGGUCCCCAUUUCGACCUCAGCUUCAGCCGAGGCGACCCGAUGCCUGAUUACAUCGAAGGCCUUUACGAGAAAAUGAUGGAACAAUACCUCAAACCAUCCCAAGCGUGGGACCGAAUGGACGCGUUCACGGCGGGUUGGCUUCACGUCUACUGCAAGCAGCAAGCCGACUUGGCUAUGGCGCGGCUUCAAGAUGAUCUGGAGAAAGAGAUGCGGGAUAUAUGUCCGCCGAGGAAUGUGAGGGACUUCCGUGUCGUCGUCGCGAAGGACGCACGGUGGCACAAGAAGGAAGCGAUGCGUAGUGUGCAGAUCACGGUAUGGGAUCCGCUCAAGGUGGUGUUCACCGAGAACGGGAGUCCCGGAGAAAUCAAGGAGGGCCAAAGGUUCUUGGUCACCAAUCUCAUGCCGAACCAAGGCAAUGCGUGGAUGACUCCCGCCCCGGGCGCGGAGGUGUAUCUCGUGGCGAAGCGCACUUCAAGGUGGACGAAUAUCAAGUCGGCGAAGUGCUAG